AUGGUCACUCUGUCCCAGCGUUUGUUAUUUUUCACUGAAUUGUUGUGAAUUUUUGGUUUUUUGUAUUUGCAACGUUUUUAACAAAAUGACAAUAUAUAAUCUUUAUAUAUUUGACAAGAUGGGCACGCUAAUGCAUUACGCCGAAUGGAAUCGUACAAAGAAAUCAGGCAUUACACGCGAGGAGGAAGCCAAACUAACGUAUGGCAUGCUUUUUUCCAUUAAAUCGUUUGUCAGCAAGAUAUCUCCGCACGAUCCACGUGAAGGGUUUCUCUACUACAAAACCAAUCGCUACGCUCUGCAUUAUCUGGAAACGCCCUCAGGAUUAAAAUUUGUGCUUAAUACCGAUACGGCUGCCAUCAAUGUGAAAGAGCUGCUACAGCAGCUCUACGCCAAAGUCUGGGUGGAGUACGUGGUUCGUGAUCCACUGUGGACGCCCGGCACUGUGGUUACCUCAGAGUUGUUCCAAAACAAACUGGAUGAGUUUGUCAAGCAAUCCCCUAUCUUUGGCAUAAGAAAUAUUUAAACAUAGCUUACAGCAUAGUUAAUAGAUAGUGAAAAACAA
Messenger RNA from Drosophila albomicans, 562 nucleotides. It is a transcript of the gene Bet5, whose product is annotated as trafficking protein particle complex subunit 1. Bases 86 to 523 code for a protein of 145 amino acids. NCBI's taxonomy places the organism in Eukaryota, Metazoa, Arthropoda, Insecta, Diptera, Drosophilidae. The record is from RefSeq and is a predicted model, not a curated record. Gene Ontology annotation, biological process: endoplasmic reticulum to Golgi vesicle-mediated transport. The transcript is spliced from 3 exons. Gene Ontology annotation, cellular component: TRAPP complex.